UUUAACAACGGUGCAAUUUUACCGACGCCCUAAACAAAGAGAGAGAAGCUAUCCCUUGACUUUGCUCCUGCGCGCGAACGAAGACACGUCCUUCACAUCAGAAACACAGGGAAGAUAUCUGCCUGUGCGUACAGGUCCAGUGAGAGCAGAGAGCGGUCUAUCGGGCGGCCAUGAGCAGCAUUGGAGACAGUAGCAGAGGCCAUUCUCAGAAAUCUUUCAAGCAGCGGAGAAGUUUCGGUGCGUCGUGUUUGCUAUUGGCUCCCAGUACGGUAGCUUUGAGUGCGGCGAGUGUACGGGUCGCUGCCUGGUAUAUAGGUGUGAUACCAUGUUUGGAGUUCAUCAAUUGACGUAUGACAAUGGACAACAAAACCACGUUUGGUUAUUACAACCCCCCCUAGUGUGUUUACUCCUUUCAAUCGUUCAAGAGACCCACAGUUAAUUUUUUGCAGAUGUGUGUAACAUGUAGCCUAAACUGUGUGCCUGCUAGUGUCUUUGGGAACGAGUUAUUCGACAGUAUAUACAUAAAAUGGUGUAAUUUGGAUAUUUGUGUAUUCUGGAUUCUCUUUCGUCGCUACUCCUUCAGCCAGUCGUAAAGAUGAGGUGGCCAGCAUCAGAUCAAAAUUCCCUCAAAAAGUGCCAAAAUGAGUGCAUCCCUAUUCAGUUAAACUCUGUGAUAGUGGAGAGAUACAACAAGGAAAAGGACCUUCCGCUGUUGGACAAGACCAAGUUCCUGGUACCGGAGGAGCUGACAAUGAGUCAAUUUGUCACCAUCAUCAGAAACCGGAUGGGGUUGUCUUCGACACAAGCGUUCUACCUCCUGGUGAACAACAAGAGUCUUGCCAGUAUGUCAAUGACCAUGAGCCAGAUCUACGAUCAGGAACUGGACGAAGACGGCUUUCUCUACAUGGUCUAUGCAUCACACGAGUUCUUUGGCUGACACACCGACAUUACGUACACCAUGUCUAUAUAUCUGUCCAUUUUAGAACGAUUAUCUGUUAAUUUUUAUCUUAUUUUUGUGUUCACACCAAAAAUGCAUGUAGUGGCACACACAUUUUACUUUAAUGAAGAAGGAGAAU
Geodia barretti is the source of this 1076-nucleotide messenger RNA. Lineage: Eukaryota; Metazoa; Porifera; Demospongiae; Tetractinellida; Geodiidae. The record is from the annotation of a GenBank genome assembly.